Molecule: messenger RNA, 591 nt
Organism: Hibiscus syriacus
Lineage: Eukaryota; Viridiplantae; Streptophyta; Magnoliopsida; Malvales; Malvaceae
Product: abscisic acid receptor PYL11-like
Exons: 1
Coding region: 5-505 (166 amino acids)
Biological process (GO): abscisic acid-activated signaling pathway
Cellular component (GO): nucleus; cytoplasm
Molecular function (GO): abscisic acid binding; protein phosphatase inhibitor activity; signaling receptor activity
Source: RefSeq, a predicted model, not a curated record
AGCAAUGGAAAACCAUUAUGAACCCUCUGGUGCCUUAUCACCAAACCAAUGCGGUUCAAGCCUAGUUCAAGCCAUAGAUGCACCACUUCCUCUAGUAUGGUCCAUUCUUCGCCGUUUCGAUAACCCGCAAGCCUACAAGCAAUUCGUUAAGAGCUGCACGUUGAGUGCUGGUGACGGUGGGAUAGGGAGCGUACGACAAGUGAUGGUUGUGUCGGGGAUGCCGGCUGCCACGAGCAUGGAGAGGCUAGAUCGGCUCGAUGACGGCACACAUGUUAUGAUGGUUAGCAUCAUCGGUGGUGACCAUAAGCUUGUCAAUUACCGUUCCACCACUAGUCUGCAUGAAAGUGGAAGUGAAGGCGGUGGGAAAACGGUGGUGGUAGAGUCGUACGUGGUGGAUGUCCCGGCGGGGAAUAGCAAAGAAGAUACACGAUCUUUUGCAGAUAUGAUAGUGGGAUGCAAUCUUAGGUCAUUAGCUAGGGUAACGGAAAAGUUAGCCAAUAGCUAGGGAAUUAAAUCAGAUGUUAAACAAUACAAUUUCAAAUUUAUGCCAUAUUUUCUUAGUCAUAGGAGACAAUAAUUUUCUUCCCAAUU